Molecule: messenger RNA, 1366 nt
Organism: Rhinichthys klamathensis goyatoka
Lineage: Eukaryota; Metazoa; Chordata; Actinopteri; Cypriniformes; Leuciscidae
Exons: 8
Coding region: 224-838 (204 amino acids)
Cellular component (GO): membrane
Source: RefSeq, a predicted model, not a curated record
AUACCCCUCUUUCGAACGCGUGCAAGGGUGUUUUCUAGAAUAAGGGCCGGUUGGAUGAGUGAGUUUUGCUCGGGACCGAGCCAACCUGGAUUUCUCCUUUAGCCGCCGCCUCCCCUCAUGACAUCAACACUGCGGAGAGCCGCGCGCGCUCAGACUCUGCUGCAGAACGCCAGUGCGCAAAGCGGAUCGUGUGCAAUUGAUGAGUGAUUGGUGAUCUAUCAGGAUGUCGCUGUACGGGUCUCAGAUUAAAGCUUUUAAGAGCGCAGAGCCCAAGACACUUGGCGCUAUUGAGAUCGUAAUUGGAGUGUUGACUGUCAUUUUGAGCUCAGUUGUGUAUAAGCUGCACUAUCAUAUCCAGCGUGAAAUCAUCAUCCUCAUCGUCAACGGUGCUCAGCUUGUCGUAACUGGUGUUCUCCUGGUGCACACUGGGAGGAAGCCAACUAAAUGCCUGGUGCUGACAACCAUUGUUCUGCAAUUACUAACAGCAGCAUUUGAUAUUGUUGGAUUUGGGCUCAUGGCCAGACACAUCCCAUUCAGAGGAGAGUCGUACUACUACAGGGACACAGAGUGGUGUUGUGACCCACUUCACUCUGUUUGGGCUUGCUGUGGAGAAGGAGAGAAAGGGGGACAUAAAGAGUUCUUAGUGAAUGGGAUCUUGGGAACACUAAUCGGUUUCCUGGUGCUAGCAUGUAUUAUCGGUUUGGUUGUGUCUCUUUUUGGAGUCUACGCACUCUCUGUUAGUGCCAUUAAGGAAAUGACACCCAUCCCUCACUCUACUGCAAACCAACAUUAUGGUGCUGGCGUUCAGGUCCAGAAUGCGAUCCAUGCUGGGAACUGACAAAAUAAGAAACAUUCAGAGCAGAAGGGUACAGUUUUAGCACAGUUUUACACCACCUACAAAAGAGGACUGUUUCACCUACAAACCACUCACAGGUAAACAACCACAACAACAGAAAAAAAAAAAGAGAAAAAAAAACUUUUGUGAUGUAAAUAAUUUUUUGGAAAUAAAAUGGAUAAAAUCUCGUUUUUUGCUUAGCUGUUGCUCUUACAGGCUGUAGGACUGCUGUAAUUUCGAAUGCUCAACUUAAAAGUUAUUCGUACCUAAUUCAUUUUUGCUCUUACAAACUUCUGAAGCUUCUUAGCAUGUAACUAAGCAAAUGUCUACCCAGAAAUCUUGACCAGAAUCCAACAAUGUUAUAGAUGUAUGUUAGGGGGGUAAGUGUUUAUCGUUCUUAGGAUACGUGAAAUUCAGCUUUAGGUACAUAAAAAAAACUACGGAAAAUGAAUUAUGGUGAAUGGGAACGGUAAGAUGGUUCUGUGAUUCUGACUUGUUUUGUAGCAUUUUGUACCACCUUUUGCAUGAAUC